Xenopus laevis (African clawed frog) is the source of this 2303-nucleotide messenger RNA. RefSeq names its product trans-1,2-dihydrobenzene-1,2-diol dehydrogenase. The record is from RefSeq and is a predicted model, not a curated record. The coding region runs from base 730 to 1371 and encodes 213 amino acids. NCBI's taxonomy places the organism in Eukaryota, Metazoa, Chordata, Amphibia, Anura, Pipidae. The transcript is spliced from 6 exons.
GAUCUCUUACUUCACCCUUUGAUAAAUAUACCCCUAGAUUUCAAAAUGGGAACAUGGAAAACAUUAUAGUGUUACACAACAAGCCACCGUCGUGGAACGAGGAGACCCAGUCAUUUGUGCUAAACUUUCUUGGUCGUGUUACUCAGGCAUCAGUGAAGAAGUUCCAGAUUAUAUCUGCUGAAGAUCGUGAGUUGCAGAUGGGAAAAGGGCAUACAUAAUGCAUCCAUGUGUGUAUUUGUAUCCGCCUCUCCAUCUUCGACAGCGAACUUGCAUGCGAAUAGAGUGAAUAUAUCAGAGCCGGAGGUGAUUGAUGUGUAUAAUUUUUAUUUAAAUUGUGUAUAAUUGCCAUUCUGUUCUUAUUCUCUGACUGUGUCAAGCCUUUAUUUCAUUCAUUCCUUUUUUUUUUGGUCAGGGGAAAAAAAAUAAUUUGCAUCCCUCCAAUUUAUAGAUAUUUUUAAAUAUGUUUUAAAAAGGUUAAAAAAAAGACAUGAAUUUGGACCCUUAAUUAAUAGUAUAUUUGGCCUUAUUAUAUCAUCUCACUACAUAUAAAAUGAAAGCUAAGAAUUCAUGAAUCUCAGAGUGCAGAAUACAGUUAAUUAUUACUUUUAACAUUUUCCAGCAAUAUUUUACUUUUUACAUCUAACCACACCUUCUGGCUAUUAGAUAAAAUGCAUUUUACAAGCCCAGGGGCAAAGGGAUACUUUUAGUCUGUCUCUACAGCGCUUUGGUAUGGCCACAAAAUGGGGCAUCUGUUCAGCAGGAAAAAUCAGCAACGACUUUUUGGUGGCCUUAGAGACAUUGCCUGCUCAGGAUCACCAGGUUGUGGCUGUGGCAGCAAGAGAUCUGAAGCAAGCCCGGGACUUUGCCCAAAUCCGUAAAAUACCCAAAGCUUAUGGAUCAUAUGAGGCGCUUGCUAACGAUCCUGAUAUUGAUGUAAUAUAUGUUGGGGUCCUGCACACAGUCCAUAGGGAUGUGGUUCUGAUGUUUCUGGAGCACAAGAAAAAUGUCUUGUGUGAAAAGCCUCUGGCCAUGAACUCAGAUGAAGUUAGGGAACUUACUUCAGCUGCAAGAAAAGUACUAGUAAUAUUACUAUAUCAAGAUAUUCCCUCCUGCAUGUGGUGCCCAACAUCAAUAAUCGUCAAUGGAAAGGAAACCAAAUUCCCCCUUCCUCACUCUACAAAGCCAAUGCACUUCACUAACAGUACUGGGCUCAGCUAUGAAGCGGAACAUGUACGGCAGUGUCUCUUGAAAGGCCUGAAGGAAAGUCCAAUAAUGAGCCUGAAGGAUAGCGAGCUGCUGUCCAACAUCAUGGAUGAAGUUCGCGGGCAACUUGGUGUCAAAUUCCAUCAGGACAAAAAAUUAAAUAUUUAAAAAUAUUUCUGCAAUGGAGAUCAAAAUGCAGGGUCACAAAUUACUGUCUUCUAUGCCACCUACAGUAAAUAAACUGUAGCUACAAAUCCACUGCAGCUUCACUUUCUGAAAUAAUCUUCGCUUCUUCUUCAUGCCGUUCUCUCUUACUACUUUCUGUAAGGUCAGUGUAAUAAAAGGGCAAAGUUAGUGCCAGGUCUGGUAAGAUUGUAGCAUUCACGGGCACCUGUUUGAUUGCAAACAUCUGAGUUAAUAAACCUGGAACAAAUGCAGUGCCCAUUACAACCAUAUUCCACAUCUAUAUUUUUAAACUUCAUUGGAAGUUAUGUAGUAAGAGGUAGGAACAUUGCAACCCAUGCAACCUUAAUUCAAUACACUUUCCCAAAAAGAAACCUAUUACUCUAGUCCAUGUUCCCAGCUCUACUAAUCUGUGCUGCAUUACCCAGUGGGUUCAUCUCUUUGCUAGAGACUUCACAGUUUCUUACCUUUAAAAACAUCAGUCCUACUUCCAACCCUUGUUACCUGUCCUGAAUGUGACACUGCUGGAUACCUGCAAAAAUACUUUUUUUUCCAGAAUUCUGCUUGCCUUUACCCUCGCUUGGACUAGAAUAUGCUUAACCCUUUGUUACCUUUGCUGGACAUUGCCUUGAUGCCUGGUUUCCAGUCCCAACAGUCCUUGUCUGUUUUUCCUGUUUCAGGUGUUAUGCCUGCUUGCCAGUUCUCCAGUACCUACAACAAAUGUUUAGGCUGAGGAUCAAUUCCUUCUGUAGGCCACUAACCCUUACAAAAAAUUUGAAUACAGAUCUGAUUUAAUUUUUCACUUCCAAUUACCUUUUUUAAUUCCAUUCAUUUUUCUCUUUUCCUGAAUCCUCCCAAUAGGUUGUCCACUAUUUUUGAUUUUACAUUUUUUUUACAUACAUUCACCUAUAGUUGGA